AUGAUGACAUUCCUACGCGACAUUGCAGGGACGGUAUCCACCCUCUCGCUAGCUGUCGUAGUGGCGUAUUAUACCAAUCUACAACUCUACGCAGUAGUAUGUAUGGGCAUUCAGUGGAUCUCGGCACUCUAUGCUAUCCCUAAGCAGGAUGAACACUACUUUGACCUAACGGGCUCUAUCACGUACGCUGCGGUGUCCCUCCUGGCUUAUAGGGUGAAUAGCCCUGUGUCUUGGCGAGCUUCCCUUCUCACAGUGUUUGUAUGGCUUUGGUGCAUUCGUCUUGGAUCGUUUUUGUUCCUGCGCAUACGCGAGUGCAGAGAGGACAAGCGCUUUAAAGAGAUUCGAGAAAACCCACUACAGUUCCUGGGAGUAUGGAACAUCCAAGGCCUUUGGGUGCUGCUUACAUUGCUACCCGUGUUAUUGACACUCAGUCAUGGUACGUCUAACUCACAGGUGUCGUUGUUGGACGCCUUUGGCGUCUUUCUUUGGAUCGUGGGUUAUGUUUUGGAAGUCACGGCUGAUUACCAGAAGAUGCAGUUCCGUCGCAACAAAAGCAAUAUGGGGCAAUUCAUUCAAGGUGGUCUUUGGUACUAUAGCCGCCAUCCGAACUACUGUGGGGAGAUUAUGAUCUGGAUUGGUGUGUUUUGUGUGAGUGUGCAUACUCUGCCGACCACGUCACUACAAUGUUGGGCUGCCGUAAGCCCUAUGUUUGUGGCAUUCCUACUCCUAUUCGUUUCGGGUGUCCCGCUACUGGAAAGUCAGGCAGAAGAUCGCUGGGGAAAGACCACAGCGUGGCAAGAGUACAAAGCACAAACGAGCGUGUUGCUGCCCAUGCCUAAGCACAAGAUAAAGACAAAAUAA
This is a messenger RNA of Peronospora belbahrii, 861 nucleotides long. The record is from the annotation of a GenBank genome assembly. Lineage: Eukaryota; Oomycota; Peronosporomycetes; Peronosporales; Peronosporaceae.